Messenger RNA from Magnolia sinica, 1066 nucleotides. RefSeq lists its product as uncharacterized. The coding region runs from base 1 to 852 and encodes 283 amino acids. The transcript is spliced from 7 exons. NCBI's taxonomy places the organism in Eukaryota, Viridiplantae, Streptophyta, Magnoliopsida, Magnoliales, Magnoliaceae. The record is from RefSeq and is a predicted model, not a curated record.
AUGACCCACCUGUCAUCCACGGAGAUCUCAAGUGUGACAACAUUUUCGUCAAUGCUAAUCAAGGUUGAAAGCAUAGUUUUGAGUAUUAUUUCCAUGCUUUCAGGUCCUAAUGAUGAAUUUCCUGCAAACAUUGAAGCCGCAAAACGGGCCGACUCACCAUUUCUAGCUGGUUUGACAUUCCAUUCUCUGUUCUCCUCAAUGAGGACCAGGAUUUCCACACUCUCCAAACAUAGCACUGUUUACAAUUUAGAAGAAGGGGUUUUUUCAUGGACUCACCACCUCUGUUUCAAUGGCAUCAAUUCUGGUUGGAGCAGUGCUUUUAGUGAUCUUAUUUCAGAGCUGUACAGUCAAGCUGAGCAGAUAUCCACUGUAAAUUCUACUCGACAACCCAUUGCAAAUGAAUUUAGUUCAACUCAGUUGGGCCUGAAUUCAGAUUUAGUAAAUGGUGAUGAUGAUUUGGAUGAAAAUGACUGGGAAUUCAAGGAUGCCUUCUCAGAAGGCACAGUUGGAAAUGGGAAUCCUGAAUUUGAGAUUGUAGAUGCACAUCAAAACUUUUCUGCUGAACUAAAGCUAAAGAAUUUUGUAGGUUUCUACUCUAGAUUGAAAGACGAAGCACGAUUUUUCAUACUUGACCAUCAUGAUGAUCUCAAGAAAGCCAAGAAGGAUGCUGCUCUUUCUAGUGAUGAAGUAAAGGUUAUGGCCUUUGAUGAGGAAAUUCAGCCAAAGGAGAUAUAUGUGGAUGAUGAGGCCAAGUUGACCCUGCAUUGUCUCAUACAGCACUGCAUUAAACUGAGCGAGUUGGAGAAAAAACGCAAGUUGAAUGACCUCCUAGAUGCAUCGGAUUUUAAUUAAGUCGUUAUUUUCGUUAAAAGUGGGAGCAGAGCAGCUGAGCUGAACAAGCUACUCGUGGAGUGUAAUUUCCCAUCUAUCUGCAUCCAUUCUGGAAUGUCCCAGGAGGAAAGGUUGGUAAACGUCUUUGGGCUACACAUUGAUUUGCUUGCAAGUGCUUUAUUUUGUACCUGCGCAGGUCCUCACAUUUUCUCUGAUUUGGAAGGUCAACACUUUG